AACUUUUGUUAAAAGAGACCAAAGUGGGUGAAAUGCUGUUUCAUUUCUCUUGGCUUCAGGUCUAUUAUCAGUUUUAUUUCACCGAGCACCCUGAGUGGCACCAUGAUGCUGUGGGAAUGCUUUUCAAAAGAAUGACAAGGGAGGCUGGUCCAAAAUGAUGGGAAGAUGAAAGGCUCUUCACAUGGUAACCCAGGAAACAAAACCUGUUCAAGAACAGGAAAAAAAAAAACUGCACUUUUGGAGACAGUUCACCAUCCAGCAGGACGAUGGCAUCGACAUUGUAGUUGUAGUGAAAUGUUUAGAAACGAAGUAUAUCCAUGUGUUAGAAUGGCCAAGUCAAAGUCCAGAUCUACCCAGACUGAUUUUGUAAUCAGUGGCAAGCCUUUCUAAUAUGACUCAGCUUGAACUAUUUUUUUGGGGGGGGGAAUAGGGAAGAAGAAUCAGUAGAGCAAAAAUCCAGAUAAAGCUCAAAAGUCUUGCUGCUAUAAUGGCAUCUAAAGGUGGCUUUGCAAAAACCAUUUAACAUUUCCACUUUGUGAUCAGGAAAAAAUAAAACAUAAAACAAUAAUUAACUUGAUAAAAUAGUAAAACCAUGAUGACGCCUGUUAUUACUCAUUACAUGGACAACUUUCAUAAAAUAAAAUAAAAAUGGAACCAUGUCUUGUGGUUCGGUUCCAUCUAUUCUCGCUCUGAUAAUCGCCUGCAUUUGGCAAGCAGAUUGUGACGGAUUGAGGGAGAGGAAGGUCCUAAUGACAGCGGCAGCCAGAGGAGAGCACGAGGAGAAAAUCCCACACUGAUGCAAACGAGCAUCAAAUCCUCUGACAACGUGACGUCCGAGCAGGCUCGUGGUGAAACGCGUGUGAAUUAGGCGGAAAUGAGUCACUUUGUCUCCCGUCCGAGCUCCUUGUUGGAGAUGUAGCCUGUCCGUGGACAGUAUCUGGCAACUUUUCGGGGUGUCCGAUGGGACCGUCUUUUCAUCCGGCGCGCUCGUGCGUCUCUUCCACCUCGCACCCAUGGACUUCUGGGUCCUCCGCGCGCCGCUGACGCUGCUGAGGCUCGUGCAUCCUUCACGCGGACCAUGAAGACGAGGACCCUCCUGUCGGUCAGCCUGAACUUCUUCGCCCUGCUCUUCGCCAUCACCGCCUUCAUCACCACUUACUGGUGCGUGGGGACGCAGCGCGUGCCCAAGCCCAAAUGCAGCAAGCUGCGGACGCACCAGUGCAUAGACUACGGAGUGAACGAAACGGACCCCAACAAGGUGGUGUACAGCUGGGAGACCGGGGACGACAGGUUCCUGUUCCGACAGUUUCACACCGGCAUUUGGUACUCAUGCGAGGAGAACAUCCACGAUGAAAGUGAAAGAUGCCGAAGUUUCAUCGAUUUAGCUCCUGCAUCAGAGAAAGGAAUGCUGUGGCUUUCUGUGGUUUCUGAGAUGUUGUACAUUUUGCUGCUGAUGGUGGGCUUCAGCCUCAUGUGCAUAGAGCUGGUCCACUCCAGCAACGUAAUUGAUGGACUCAAGCUCAAUGCCUUUGCUGCUGUCUUCACGGUGCUCUCAGGUCUUCUUGGCAUGGUGGCUCAUGUGAUGUACACGCAGGUCUUCCAGGUCACCGUCAGCCAUGGUCCACCUGACUGGAGGCCCUACAACUGGGAUUAUGGGUGGUCUUUCUGCUUGGCAUGGGCGUCUUUCACCUGCUGCAUGGGCGCAUCGGUUACCACCCUCAACUCCUACACGAAGACCGUCAUCGAGUUCAGACACAAGCGCAAGACUUUCGAGCAGACCAUCCGGGAGGAGAACGCACGCGAGGCGUACGGAUACUUCCGGGACAACUCCUUGCACUCCAUCUCUAAAUCCGUGGACGUUUACUCCAGUCAGUCCCUAAAAAGCGGCAGGAGGACUCCUAUACCUACCACCUCAUUGGACUUUGUCGACCUCACAGCAUCUCUUGGCGAGGAACAAUGCUGAUAUGUUCUGCUUCGUGUUCAGCUGUGAGGCUUGCAGGUUUGCUCUUCAACGCUGCCUUAACUGAAGCAGAUCAGGCGGCUUCAAGUCACACGUGGUUCAAGUUGGGGAAAUAAACUGGCAGAAAAAAAAUGGACAAUACAUGUACAUCCAUGGAUGUACAUGUAUUUUAUUUUUCUUUUUUUUUGUGAAACUGAGUAUAUUGUAACAUAUAAAGAAACGUUGAGGUCAGGUCACCCAUACAAUUGGAGCGAGUGUGUUUCAGCUUCUCACGGCCCUGGACUGGGUCAGCUUGAAAGACCAGAACAAACAUUAGGCCUAACUGGGUUUUCAAUGUGGUGAAUAAAGCGCACGUUUAUUGAAACUGAUGCUUAUUCAGCGUUUAUCACUUGAAGCUUCAGAAUAGUUGUAGGCCAUCUACCACUAUCAGGAUAUUGAGGUUUUAAAAACACGGGAGUUCCAAGACGGUUUUCUAUCAUGCUGUGGAUAGAAAUGUGGCACAUAGGGCAACUGAGCUGAUAAAGUAACUUUGGCCAUGCACACUGGCUGUCAGCUUCUUUGGUUUUCGUCACCCAUCAUUUUGUUCUAAGGGUCGUUUUUAUGUCAAGUUUGAAUGUUCUCUCCAUACACCCCAGCAUCCUCCCAGUCAUAAAAACCUUUCUAUGUGGUAACUUCUGAGCUGCCUUCAGUGUGAGUGUGUGUGUGAGGAUGGUUGUCUGUCCUGUUCAUCUUUGUGUUGGACGAGCUACGUAUGCAACUCUGCAGUAAGUAAGCAGGUAAAAGAAAUACAUGGGUAGAUUUUGAAUAUUUAGUUACCAAAAAAUCCUUUUUUUAAAAGCUUUUUUCAGCUCUUGUGACCUUUAUUUGAUAGAGAUCCGACAGCGAAUUGGGUUGUGUGAGACGAGGAAGACAUGGAGCAAAGGUCAGAGGGCCGGGACUUGGACCCGUGACGGUUGGGUGGAGGACUGAGGCCUCUGAAUAUGGGUCAUACGCUCUCUCCCUGUGCCGUCACUGUGCCACAUAGUUACCAAAAAAGCUUAAGUGGAACAUGAGAAACUCUAAAUUAAAAGAGCUUUUCUACAAUGUCAAAAGCAAACGUAUAAUAAAUCUAAAAGCUAGACCACAUCUCUGAAAAAAGCUGUGUUUACAAUAAUCAGCACAUCAAUAAACUGUACAUUU
Poecilia latipinna (sailfin molly) is the source of this 3139-nucleotide messenger RNA. RefSeq names its product germ cell-specific gene 1-like protein. The coding region runs from base 1079 to 1963 and encodes 294 amino acids. Gene Ontology annotation, cellular component: plasma membrane. The transcript has 5 exons. NCBI's taxonomy places the organism in Eukaryota, Metazoa, Chordata, Actinopteri, Cyprinodontiformes, Poeciliidae. The record is from RefSeq and is a predicted model, not a curated record.